GUUGUUUUGACGUUUUCGAAUGUUGUUAAGAACUUGUUGGGAAAUUGUUGUUUAAAAGUAUAGAUCAAUUCAUGGUUAUUUCUACUGUGUACGUGAUAUUGCCUAUGGAGAAGCAGUGAGAUUGCCUAUCGGAUGAUGCAUUCUGACAGGAAAACAGGGUUAUUCGGAGCCACCCCUUCUGUCGCCCUGACACGUAAAAUGGAGUGUUCAGCAUCGUUGGAAGGAAAAUCGGUUUUUCAGGAAAACCGAUCCUCGUGAAAAGUGGACGAACUAGUUUCUUGAAUCCUUCUGCGAAGUAUUGCCCCCACCACAGACAUCAUUCGAUUCAUCAUAGUGGCCACCAGCGCCAGUUAAAAGUGAGUGAGUCCGAGCUUGUGAUGACAUUGCGGUGAUAGUAACGUAACGUAACGAAAGUUAUUUAUUUUCAACCCUCCCCUGUUUUCGUUUUUUACCCACCCAAAUAAUCGUGCGACCGCUGGAAAUUCGAACAACUGAACAAAAAUCCUUCGUGCUGGAGUGACCCGUGCCAGAAGUGGAUCCUACCGGAUCGACAGUUCUAUUGUGUGUGCGUUUUAUAUAUAUAUAUAAUUUUUUUUCUGGGCGAGGAUCGAAAAUGGAAAAUCCGUGGUUCAAGCUGCUGCUGUUCCUGACACUCUUCUCGCUCCAGUGUCUUCCGACUUUGGGUGCUAAGAGUAACGAGAGCACCAGCCGCAAGGAUCGCGUCGAAGAUGCCGGCCACUGCAUCUGGUACGGGCAAUGCCACGAGGACAAAGGGGGGAAGCAGCAGAAUUGCCUUUACAAUGGAACCGCUAAGAUCCUGGACAACGAUGGUCAGCAGAUCUUGGCCAAAUGGUGUCCCCAUCUCCUGGAGGACGACGGUACCGGGGUGAAGACGUGCUGCGACACGGCGCAGCUCCGCACGAUGGAUGCGAACAUCCCGUUGGCCGGGAACUUCCUGAAGAGAUGCCCUUCGUGCUUCAAGAACUUCGUGCGACACCUCUGCGCCUUGACCUGUGCAAAGAACCAGUCGCUCUUCUUGGAUCCCAUCGAGGUGAACCAAACCGACAAAAAUGUUACUUAUAUCACCGGAGUGGACUUUUACAUCCACAACGAUUACUUGCAAGGAACGUUCGAUUCCUGCAAGCAGGUCAGCGUUCCGAGCACCGGCCAACUGGCCUUGGAUCUGAUGUGCGGCGGCUGGGGUUCUGCCAAGUGCACGGCCACCAGGUGGUUCGAUUACCUGGGCGAAGCGGACGGCAAUCCAUUCGUUCCAUUCCAGAUCAACUACAAGAACACCUCUUCGCCGGUAGCAAUCUACGUUCCACUGAACCCUCUAAUCACCCCGUGCAGCAAAGGCGAAGGCAAAAAUCCAGCGUGCGCUUGCAUGGAUUGCGAGGAGAGUUGCCCCGUCCCGAAACCGCCGCCCCCAGCGGAAGGACCCUUCCUGAUCGGCGGCUACGACGGAUACGCCGUCGUCAUGACAAUCGUAUUCGUCGUCGGAUCCGUCCUCUUCAUCACGGCGAACGUCCUCAGCAACAACAGAUGUUCGAGUUCGAUUUUGGUACAAAAGAACGUGCAAGAAGUCGAACUGUUGGCUAUCUACAGACACAACCAAGUGGCUGGACUAAUCCGUGGGCGUGGUACUGACGAAGUUGGUAGGCGAUUGGCCGGUAUGGAUCGAUCCUCAUCACACACCGCCCUUGGCGACGGCGAGGACAGCCCCCUGCAGCAGUCCAAAAGAUCCAGCGUAACUUCCGAGACCGACCAUGAGCUGGACACGCACUCGAUCAACAAAAUGCCGGGAGAAUACGACGUCGUCUCGUCUUCUUUCCUCGAGAAGCUCGGAGCCAACACCGACACGUACCUGCAGCGCUUCUUCGAGAGAUGGGGCGUCUACUGCGCGUCCCGUCCCUGGUUCGUCCUCUUCCUCGGAGCAUGCCUCGUGAUUGCCCUGGGACACGGCAUCAAGUACCUGAAGGUGACCACGGAUCCGGUUGAGCUGUGGGCGUCGCCGUCGUCACGAUCGAGAGUCGAAAGGGAGAUCUUCGAUUCGCACUUUGAGCCUUUCUACAGGAACGAGCAGAUUAUCAUAAGGGCUGUAGGUCUGCAGCCUGUCGUACAUGAAACCUCAAUUGGUGAGCUGAAGUUCGGCCCAGUCUUCAACGAAACCUUUUUGAGAGCAGUUUUCGAUCUUCAAGAGAAAAUUAAACUAAUUGGAGCCAAUACUGGACAUAGUUUGGAUAAAAUUUGCUUCGCUCCGCUGCGCAACAAAGAUACGAAGGAUACGGAUGUCACGCAGUGCGCCAUCCAAAGCGUUUGGGGUUACUUCCAAGAUGAUGUGGAUACCUUCGAGGAAACGGAUGAGGACGAAAACGGAUUCGUCGUGAAUUACCUGGAUCGCUUCAUCACCUGCACUCAGAAUCCUUUCAAUCCGGACUGUCUGGGUCAGUACGGAGGACCUGUGGAUCCGGCCAUCGCCUUCGGAGGUUUCCUGAAGCCCGGAGAACAUCUGAGCAAGCAUUCGCAAUACAAAGAUUCAACGGCCAUUAUCCUCACGUUCUUGGUUAACAAUUAUCAUAACAAAACUAAACUGUCGCCAGCUAUGGAAUGGGAGUCGGAUUUCGUUAAAUUCAUGAAGAAUUAUACGGAGCACGGGAAGCCCGAAUUCAUGGAUAUCGCUUUCACCACGGAGAGAUCCAUCGAGGAUGAAUUAGAUCGCGAGAGCCAGUCUGAUGUGUUGACCAUACUUAUUUCAUACGUGAUCAUGUUCGCCUACAUCGCCGUUUCUCUUGGUCAACUGAACAAGUGCAAUCGCGUCUUGAUUGAUAGCAAAGUUACCUUGGGUUUAGGCGGUGUGGUCAUUGUCUUAGCCUCAGUGAUCUCAUCAGUCGGUAUUUUCGGGUUCUUUGGACUCCCGGCGACCCUGAUCAUCAUCGAAGUUAUACCGUUCUUAGUGCUGGCAGUCGGCGUGGAUAACAUCUUCAUAUUAGUGCAGACUCAUCAGAGGGAGCUGAGGAAACCGAACGAGACGCACGCGGAGCACAUCGGAAGAAUCCUAGGACAGGUCGGUCCUUCGAUGCUGUUAACCAGCGUCUCCGAAUGCUGCUGCUUCUUCCUGGGAAGCUUAUCCGACAUGCCCGCCGUUCGAGCGUUCGCCCUGUACGCAGGAAUGGCUCUGCUCUUCGAUUUCCUUCUGCAAAUCACCUGCUUCGUCGGUCUCCUAUCGCUGGACACGCAGAGACAAGUCAACAACAAAUUCGACAUCUGCUGUUGCAUACAAGGUAAAAAGAACUCGGACGAAGGGGCGCAAUCAGAAGGAUUGCUGUACAGCUUCUUCAAAGAGAUUUACGUUCCUUUCCUGAUGAACAAGUACGUCAGAACGGGCGUGAUGAUCAUCUUCUUCGGCUGGUUAUGUUCUUCGCUCGCUGUCGCUCCGCACAUAGAAAUCGGUUUGGAUCAGGAGCUUUCAAUGCCAGAGGAUAGUUUCGUGCUUAAGUACUUCAAGUUCCUGAAAGAUUACUUGAGUAUUGGGCCGCCAAUGUACUUCGUGGUGAGCGCAGGAUUGAACUACAGUCAGACGGAGCAGCAGAACAUGAUUUGUUCGGGGUUGUACUGCGAUCUGGACUCGCUGGUAACGCAGGUCUUCGUUGCAAGUAAAAUGCCCACAACCAGUUACAUCUCCAAACCUAGCAACAGUUGGAUCGAUGAUUACUUUGAUUGGUCGAGCAUACCGAGCUGCUGCAAAUACGAUACGUCGACGGGAGGCUUCUGCCCGCACGAAUCCACGUCAAAUAAAUGCGAUAGAUGCAUGAUAACCACGGAGAAGAACUCGAGACCGAAUGCCACCGGUUUCGAGAAGUACGUGUCCUUCUUCCUUCAAGAUAAUCCGGACGCGACGUGCGCCAAGGGUGGGCACGCUGCUUAUGGCCAGGGCGUGGAUUACGCGACCAACUCCACCACAGGAUUAUCCACGGUCGGCGCUUCGUACUUCAUGGCCUAUCACUCGAUACUGAAAACGUCCGAGGAUUAUUACGAGAGCAUGCGGGCUGCUCGCACCAUCAGCAAGAACAUCACGGACACGAUUAACGGGAAGCUGCAGAAGAUGGGCGUCAAGGAGAGCGUCGAGGUGUUCCCGUAUUCGGUGUUCUACGUGUUUUACGAGCAGUAUUUGACCAUGUGGCCGGACACGCUGCAGAGCAUGGGAAUAAGUCUGCUCGCCAUCUUCGUGUGCACUUUCCUGCUCAUGGGUCUGGACAUCUUCUCCUCCGUGGUGGUGGUCAUCACUAUUGCGAUGAUCGUCAUCAACUUGGGCGGCGUCAUGUACUGGUGGCACAUCACCCUCAACGCUGUAUCCCUGGUGAAUCUCGUGAUGGCCGUCGGUAUCUCCGUCGAGUUCUGCUCGCAUCUGGUGCACAGCUUCUCCGUGUCCGUCGCGGCCACGCGGAAGCAGCGCGCCGCCGAUUGCCUCACUAGAAUGGGUAGCUCAGUCUUCUCCGGGAUCACGCUCACCAAAUUCGGAGGCAUCGUCGUCCUGGCCUUCGCGAAGAGCCAGAUCUUCCAAGUCUUUUACUUCAGAAUGUACUUAGGUAUCGUGGUACUUGGAGCCGCCCACGGAUUGAUCUUCCUGCCGGUCCUCCUCAGUUAUAUAGGCGUGAUGACACGAAACCGACGAAGACAUCUAGUGACCAGGACAUCGGCGCCCGAUGACGAACCGACGCCGACGUCGCCGCUCCUGCAGCCGUCGACGUCGGCCGCGUUUCCGACGCCCAAUUACGACAGUAUAGUGUCAAUUCCGUCGUAGGACAAAAAAAAAACCAA
Molecule: messenger RNA, 4818 nt
Organism: Nicrophorus vespilloides
Lineage: Eukaryota; Metazoa; Arthropoda; Insecta; Coleoptera; Silphidae
Gene: Npc1a
Product: Niemann-Pick C1 protein
Exons: 12
Coding region: 614-4801 (1395 amino acids)
Cellular component (GO): membrane
Molecular function (GO): lipid carrier activity
Source: RefSeq, a predicted model, not a curated record